AUGGCCCCCAUGCACAACCCCCCAAGCGAAGAUGACAUCGCCUCCACACUCACCCACCUCAAGCUCUCCCCCAAAGACCCGCAGAAACCACUGCACAAGCCAAAGUCCAAACCCGUAGCCGACUCUUGGGACGAAGAAGACCUCUCAGGCUCAGACACCGAGACGGAAGAGAAUGCAGGCCCAGCCCAGCCCUUGUCCUCCACCUCGACAAACACCACAACCACAACCGCUACCACCACCAGCACUACCGCCACCGCCCCGUCUACCGACUCCCCCACCUCCCCCAUCUCCAUCCUCUCCAGCAUAAACAGCCCCCCGAACCCGCCGCCGCCGACGCCCGCCAGUCCCACCCCAUUCGACGGCUUCCCGGACAACUCGCCGUAUCGAUCCGGUGCGGCGUUUGGAUCGGGGCCAGGCGGUGCGGUCGGGCGUAGUGCGAGUGAGAAGAGGCCGGAGAAGACGACGGCGGUUGCGGGAAGGUUGAUUGCGGGGGCGUUGGGGGUUAGGGCGCCGAGGCGGACGGACGAGGAGAGGGAGUUUGAUAGGGUGGUUAGGGAGAAGGAGAGGAGGAGGAGGGUUGAGGAGAAGGAGAGGGAGAGUAGGGAGGCGGAGGAGAGGGAGAGGCGGAAGAAGGCGGUUUGGGAGGAUUAG
Messenger RNA from Plenodomus lingam JN3, 651 nucleotides. RefSeq lists its product as uncharacterized. The record is from RefSeq and is a predicted model, not a curated record. Lineage: Eukaryota; Fungi; Ascomycota; Dothideomycetes; Pleosporales; Leptosphaeriaceae.